CGCUCGGGGCGCCUCGUGGGUCUGUGGGUGACGCGGAGUGUGUCGGGUGUUGAGGGGUGAACUAGAGGGAACACUUCAUAGGGGGACUCAUAGGGAUGAAAGUUCAACUCCUGGCCCUUCACGGGACACCCCAAGAGUCACCCCAUGUGCCUCAGUGUUGUCCAGACGCUUCUUGAACUCUCUCAGGCUCGGUGCUGUCACCACUUCCCUGGGGAGACUGUUCCAGUGCUUGACCACCGUCGGGGUGAAACUUUUCCCGAUAUCCAGUUCUGCGGGCACCCUCGCAGGUGUUUUUCGCCAGUGUUUUCAGUGCUGGGGUUUGGGUGCUGAGCAGGAGGCACGGUGCUGGCUCGGAGGAGCACGGGGCUGGGGAUCCGGGAGGAGGGGUCUGGAAGGUGACAGGUUGUGCUGUUGACGUGGGUGGCCUGGGCGUGCGCUCACAAACUCCCCGGAGAACAGCGCAGGAAGCGACUGGAGCCAUCGGGAAAGGGAAAAGUGGCUGGAGGGGAAGCAUAUCUGUGUGGGGACAGAAAUUGGUCACAAUUCCAACCAUAAAUUGGAAGCUUACUGUGGUGAAAUUGCAUAGGUAUGGUCUGAGAGGAGCUCGCUUGGUGUGAUGUGUUUUUCUCACACCGUGGUGAGAUCUCAACAGCUGUGAAUUUUGUUCUGGCUGGGGUUAAGCCCGAGUGCUGCUACAGCUGCCUGCGGGGCAAAGUGCUGCUUUCUCUGUGAUGUGUGUCAUCGGGGGCUGGUAACGCAGCUCCUGUCACAUUGCUCCGUGUUUGAGCUCAGGUGGAUGUUCUGCAGUUUGCUUGCCCUUGCACUCCUCUAUCUGUAGAAGUCUUAAAAGGGCCUGACACAACUGGUUUGCAUGAUGAACAAUGAACUCUGCAAAGAGGAGUUUCAGGGGAACAGAGACUACAAGUGAAUGAGAACUUCUCUCUACAGAACUGAGGUGAAGAACUUCACCAUGGGUCAACAGAUUUCAAACCACACACAAACUGUAAUUAACAAGUUGCCAGAAAAAGUAGCAAAGCAUGCCUCUUUGGUUCAAGAAAGUGGUUUCCUAACCUAUGAAGAGUUUCUGGGAAGAGUAGCUGAACUUAAUGAUAUUACUGCAAAAUUGGCUUCUGGACAAGACAAACAUCUGUUAUUUGAAGUGCAGCCUGGGUCUGAUUCUUCUGCUUUCUGGAAGGUGAUCGUUAGGAUAAUAUGUACCAAAAUAAAUAAAACAAGUGGCAUCGUGGAAGCUUCCAGAAUCUUGAACUUAUAUCAGUUCACUCAACUUUAUAAAGACAUCACCAGUCAAGCAGCAGGAGUUCUUGCACAGAGUGGUACUUCUGAAGAAGCUGCUGAGAGUUGGAUGUCUCUGAAUUCGUGUCAGGCCAGCUUGUGGAUGGGAAGGGUUAAACAGCUGACAGAUGAAGAGGAAUGUUGCAUCUGCAUGGAUGGACGUGCUGAUUUAAUCCUGCCGUGUGCUCACAGUUUCUGCCAGAAAUGCAUUGAUAAAUGGAGUGACCGCCACAGAAACUGUCCUGUGUGCCGCCGGCAGGUGACCGGGGCAGGAGACUCCUGGGUGGUGUCAGAGGCCCCUACAGAAGAUGACAUUGCCACUUACAUCCUGAACAUGGUGGAUGAGGCUGGGCAGCCCCACAGACCCUGACCCUGCCCACCACGCUGAUCAUGGCACAACCACUUGAAGUUUUUUUGUCUUACCUCUCCUCGCCGUUCUUCCACAGUCUGUCCUUUCCCUCUCCUCUUGGCUGCUGGGAGUCUGCACUGCUCUCCUAAAGCACAGGGUGUCUGAGCAGUCUAUAUGUGUGCAGUCUUCAUUAUUAAACUGUUCUUCAGCAAAUUCUUUGAUCAUUAACACGGUUUACUUUAACAACAGCGUUUGAUAUUAAUUAACAAUUCAACUACUCGAUGAAGAAACUUGUAACAGCACAACUACAACUGCAAACUGCUGUUUGAGCAUCACAGUGUACUGCUGCAGAGAUGAACCAUGGCAGAUGGCUUGACCUCACAGUUCCUACCCUUAAAAGCAGUCCCUUAUUCACAACUAAUGUGGAUAAAGAUGAGGAGUUAGCACUAGUUGUUACUAAUUUGAAAUUUUACUCUUGAAACUUGAAGAUGUCCCACUGCCUGUUCUUCAGUAGGAAGUUAUUGCUGCUCUUAGUGUUUACAGACACUUAAUCUGAUUUGUAACAACUUUUAGUAUUAAUUAUUUUAAAUCUGUUUUAGAGUGUGUAGGCAGGUCUGUAAAUGUACUCGUGCACUUCCCCUUAUUCUUCUAAAAAGACUAAUCUCUUAGAACAUUUUUAAAAAACGAUAUUUAGCAUAGUCUUAUUAGCUUGGAAACAUUAAACAGUUUCAUACACAAUCUUAAAAGCAGUAAAUCAGUUUCUCAGUAGUUUUUGAUAAAGAACAGCUAAAAUUAUUUCUAAACAUUGGGCAUAUAUGAAGAUAAUGCCUUUAUUUGAAAUAGCACUUAAAUGUGUAGUUUAGUCUGAUGCUGUGGUUUUAUUUGCUCCUCUUGAGUUUUUGAAGUGAUGAGAUCAGAGUUUAAAGGUAUAUGAAGAGUUACAAGUGAUAAUCUAAGCAAGGGUGCUUUACUUUCUAUCUACAAGUGCAAUAUGCUUUCAUGUAGCAGAGGGAAACUUUAACAAUAAUGUGGCUUAGAGUGAGAUGUGCAUGUGACAGCCUGGAAAGGGAUAUCACAACUGGAGUGCAGCAGUAUUUUAUGUCUAACAGAAUAAAGUCUUUAAAGACCUGAGUUUAGACAGUCUAAAACUGUUAGUAUUCAGGAAACCCAUCUUAAGCCUCUUAUGCAUAAGUAGUGUUAUGGAAAUGAAUGGCUACUGUAGAGAAUUAAUUUAUAAAUAUAUAUAUAUCUUAACAAAUACUACUUUUUCUCACUCAGUAACCUCAAGUUAAAAUAUUCAAGUGUAGCAUUUGAGGAAAUAUCAGCAUAAAUCUUGCUUACUGUGAGACUGCAUUUUUCCUUAUCAUACCUGUCAAAAUUCCAUGAUGCCAUAAGGCUUAAGUCCUUUUGUCACAGACAGGUUCUGAACUAAAAGGCAUGUGCACAUGUAGAUAUGCACAUUUAGGUUAUUUUUCUUAAUUGGCUACAAAAUAACUUAAUUGCAUCAAUUUGUUGAAGAAUGUGCACAGCAUAUGGCACCCAUUUGAGCUUGGCUUGUGACACCAUUGUCAAAUUUAUCCUAGGUUUUAAGACAGAGAAGCAGCAUAGCCUUCAUGUGUCUGUCAUCUGAGAGCUGGUAUGGCUUAGUGUGUAAAUCUGUAUUUAGCUGGGGAAAAAUCCUUUUAGGAGUGUAUAUAGCUGAGAACUCUUUAUUUUAUUUUUCCUCUUUUCUUAAGCCAUUGAUAGCAAUGAGAUACUCUUCAGUAAAUGUAUGGAGUGUUUGGUUGCAUAAAGGUGGUUAUUGUUUGGGCUGGAAAUUGUUACUGGCCCAGGAUUUCCCACUCAAACAUGUGCAAAUAUUCCUAAUGCACCAGUUUGGUUUCUUUUUGCUUUUUGAGCUUGCAUUAGUCCACGUUCAGAACUUUCAAAUAACCUUUGAAUUUUUUAAACUUUUUAUAUCACUGGAACAGAAAGAACAUCUAAAUGAAAGCUUCAAGCUAACUUUAUUUUUCAAGUACUUCAAGAAUUAUACUUCUGAACUGAGAUUUUAUAAGUUGACUUUCUGCUGAGAACUUAAAUGAACUUCUUAAAAUGUAAUUUUAUAAUGAUGCAAACAGGUUGUUAAUUGCAGCAUAAUGACAAUUACAAUAUAAACUAAUGCAAAAAUUAUUUAAAUAGUGAAAAAGUAAACUUUGUAUUCUGUACAGCUUUUUUAAAUUAAGUUGCUGUAAUUCACACUGCUGUGAUGUAGAUACUGUAAUGUGUGCCUUGUAAAAUAUAUGUACUGUAUGUUAUAUGGAGAAAUAGAUACUUUAACACUGAAAAACUAUUAGUUUGGUACUGGUUGGUAUUACUUAGUCUGAAGUGCAACAUUCAGCAAACAAUUUUGGAAAAGGAAUCUAUUGGCAUGGACAUGGCAAUGAGUUCCAAAAGCUUGACCUUGAAAAUGUGAAUUACUGCAAAUAGCUGUUGGUGGGGGGCAUUAGAACAAAUUAACUUUCUUGUGUUAAGCGAACAUUUCUUACAGGUUUAAUGUGAAAUUGUAACUGAAGCAUUAGAGAUGGUUUUAAUAGCUAAGAACAUUCCUCAUAUUAAACUUUGUGUAUGAAUUGUGCAAUAAAGUUACUUUGGAAGAAACGUCAGAGUUCUUUUAAGCUUAAGGAAUCUUUUGGCUUUAGUAGCACAGAAGUCUGAAAACUGAGUUUUGAUCCAAAUAAAAUUGCAUUGUACAGGUGGUGUGGUUAAAAGUGUGGCACUGUGAGUCAGAGCUCUCUUAAAUUUUGAAGGGUGGUGUCAGCAAGGUACCUCAAUGAAGCUCUGCAAAAAAACCCAAAACCUUGCUCUGAUUUGACCUCUUGUAGGUACACAAAUAAAUUAAAACGUUUUGCAGUGAUAGGAAAAAUUAAACAACUCUUAAUUCUUAGAGGACAAUACUGAGGAGCAGGUUUGUUAAGGGAAAGGAUUUUUAUUUUCAGAGAAGUGUGAUAACACUUUUCCCCCAAGUUACUUCAUCAUGUUUCUGAUGGUAUUUUAAUGUUUAAGAAUGCUAAGGUUUGGAAUAUUUUUUCUUAAUUUUUCCUUGUUUUAAGAACUGAAAUAUGUAAUUAAUGUAACUCUUUCCUCUCUCUAGUUACUUGGCUUAUCUGUCUGGAUCUUUCGAAGCCAAGGCAGAAAUGUGAGAGGAAUUCAUUAA
Messenger RNA from Sturnus vulgaris (Common starling), 4835 nucleotides. The record is from RefSeq and is a predicted model, not a curated record. NCBI's taxonomy places the organism in Eukaryota, Metazoa, Chordata, Aves, Passeriformes, Sturnidae.